Molecule: messenger RNA, 650 nt
Organism: Ruditapes philippinarum (Manila clam)
Lineage: Eukaryota; Metazoa; Mollusca; Bivalvia; Venerida; Veneridae
Exons: 3
Coding region: 99-530 (143 amino acids)
Source: RefSeq, a predicted model, not a curated record
GAAAAAGGCAUCUGUUUGCAUCAAGACGUGUUCCUCGGAGAGAUAUUUAUUCAAAAGAAAGGGAACCGAAAAGACAAAGAGCGCAAGUGUUGUGUGUGAUGUAUUUUGUACGAUAUGUGGCACUACUGGCAAUAACAUUGUCGUCUGCGACAUUUGGCGCGGCAAUAACUUCAUUUGCAACAGACGACGAAGCUGACUAUGAGCACAGUCUUUUUUCUCAGUGGUUAGAAUAUCUCAAACAAAGAUCGAUGAUAAAAUCUGAUGACCACGAAAUAAUUGAUGACGUCACUGAAAACGAUGGCGUCAGAGAAAACCAAUCUUCGACAUAUAUUCUUCAUAAUCUUGAGAGUCCUGAAGUGAACAGAAGAGCAAACACAGAAAUGGAUAGAUUUAAUCAUGAAAAUAAAGAAAAGAGGGAUGAUUCCGCCACGACCCUCACUUCCGCCAGCGUCUAUGAUUGUAAAAGGGGCAGACAAUUCAGCGUGUGGUUUCGAAUGAUGUGCCGAAAAGUAGAUAGUACACCUGGAUAAUAAAGAAAAAAAUAUAAAGAACAGAUAAAAUACUUUGAAAUAUUAAUAAAAUACAUAUAUCUAAAACAUGAUAAGAUAACUUAUUAUACAAUAAAAAAAAAUAUUACAAAAUAUAAAAAA